AUGCAACUCCACUUUCUGAUCUCCGUCCUAGUCGCUCUCGUUCUGAUUCCGUCGAGUCGUAAGUGAUAGGCAUCCGAGUGAAAAGGGCGGUUUCCAUUCAUUCAGAAUGCACGACGUGUUGGGUCCAGAACAGCAUCGCCAGCGUGUUCACACAGGCGUGUCCGUCGAACAUCUAUCAGUGCAUGAAGUUCGAUUGUAAAAUCACGAGUCCUAAGAAAUGUGAGUGAUCGGAAGUGCGCUCCACUGAUAAAAUGCGUUAAUUUCAGUCACACAGACGACGAAGGGAUGCAAUGAUCCGGCGAAUCCGCCCGUCUCGUGCACCACACUUCUGGUACGCAUAUUUUGUAUUGACGGUGUCGUGCAAGCGCGCUCUACUGAAAAUUUGAAAGUGAUCCCUCAGGUCUAAUAUUAUAGGGGCAUCUCACAGAAAUGGCGCUCUGUUCGCAAUCUACGCGAAUUUCUAGGCCGUGAAGUAAUUUUCCACUGAAAACGUGACCUAACUUUUCAAACUCGGCCCCGAGGUCGCUCAAUUUGCACUGCAAAAAGAGUAUCUUAACAGAGCGCCAUUUCUGUGCGAUGCCCUUAUAAUACAUAUAUAGCUCAAGAUAGGGGCGCUACGCAAUCACUGAUUGGCGGAAAUUCAAGUUUCCGAUGAAACCGCCCCUUUGUUUAUUGUAUCCGUUCAGAAAUAAAAUAAUAGAUGGCAACGAAACUAGACUGAAAACGCUUCAAAUGUUAUGACUUGCAAAUUUUACAAACAUCGGUCUUGUUCAGCUGUGACGACUGCCAACGCGCUCUAUUGAAAAUUAAUUGGUGUUCUGUUUGUAAGCUGCAAAUACGCUCGAUUGAUAAUUUUUCCCAUGUUUCAAAACACGCUUCCAAAACUGUUCGCGAAUUCAAACUCAAAAAGAGCACAUUUGCACAUAUUUACACCUAACACUUCUCGCUGCAAGACUAUUUUUUUGAUUAUUCUCUGAAACUUGCAGACGAACUGCCAAGCGCAAGGAGGCACCGGCCAGUGCUACACGUGCACCGGCGACUACUGUAACUCGAGCCCCGCCUCCUUGUCGGCUCUUCUCUCCGUUCUUAUCCCGACCGUCACUUACUUUUUCUUUGAAUUUCAAAUAUUCAGAUAUAUAUGUACAAUUAUUAAGUUGUUUAGUUGA
This is a messenger RNA of Caenorhabditis sp. 36 PRJEB53466, 1166 nucleotides long. The record is from the annotation of a GenBank genome assembly. NCBI's taxonomy places the organism in Eukaryota, Metazoa, Nematoda, Chromadorea, Rhabditida, Rhabditidae.